Molecule: messenger RNA, 5828 nt
Organism: Styela clava
Lineage: Eukaryota; Metazoa; Chordata; Ascidiacea; Stolidobranchia; Styelidae
Source: RefSeq, a predicted model, not a curated record
UUUCAAUUUAUAUAAUUCAUAGCAUAUUUUCCAACAUUUCACAUGAGUUUAAAAAUCAUAGCAUCUGUAUAGUUGAUGUUCAAUUUUUUUCUCCAAACAUAGGUUAAAUUGGUCACAGUUAUGUAGUAAAGUAUUACGCAAUACUCUGAUUAUGCGAUAUUCAUUGCAAUCUAACUUGUAUUAUUGUUUUCAGUUUCCAGGUUUACUUUUCAUAUAUUCUAGUAAUGGUUAGAAGUUUUUUUGAUUGGUGAACAUUCAGUUGACGUUAAGUACAACCAGGCGUUUGAUCAAAUUCUACGACUUUGCAAACUUCCGUUUUUGAUUUCAAUAGAAAUGGAACCCGUAGCUAUUGCCCGAAUAACAGAUCAGGGAAAAUUUAUUGUUGAUAAUGAUAAACUGGUUGAAAUAUUCGGGUCACUUAAAGAUAAAGAUCUAUCAAUCAUUUCUGUCGCUGGUUCAUACAGAACUGGAAAAUCCUUCAUGCUGAACUUUUUUAUCCGAUAUCUUCGUGAACACGGGUGGGAAAAUAGCAAUUGGCUAGGAUCUGAUGAUAAAAAAUUACAAGAUGGAUUUGAUUGGAAACGAGGUUCACAUCCUCAUAGAAAUGGAAUCAAUGUUUGGCCAGAGAUAUUUGACGUUCCUUUGGAAAAUGGAAAAAAGAUUUCGGUGAUGAUUGUGUACACUCAAGGUCUGUUUGACAAUAAUAACACGCCAGACACUAAUGCUAAGAUCAUGUCAAUCAGCACUUUACUUUGCUCGCAUCAGAUUCUGAACAUUCAAAACCGGCUCCAGGAAAGAGAUCUGGAACAUUUGCAGCUUUCUGUAGAAUACGCCUGUGUCGCUGUUGGCCUCCAGGAAGGAAGAGAUGAAAGAGGAAAACAAAAAACAACGUUUCAGAAAUUGACAUUUUUGAUACGAGACUGGGUUAAUGAUGAUGAAUACCAAUAUGGGAAUGGAGGUGACGAGUACUUGGAUAGAAUAUUAAAAGUCAAAUCAAAAUCAAAAACCGUGAAUCAAGUGAAAGAGUCAGUGCAUCGCGCUUUUAACGAAGUCAAAGGUUUUCUCAUGCCGCCACCAGGAAAAGGAGUUUACAAAGGAGAAAAGUCUACCCUUACAAAUGCAGAUAUUAAACCCAUUUUCCGUGAGUACACAAUGCAACUCACUGAGACCGCAUUGCAUCCAAGGAAUCUGAUUUCGAAACAAAUGUUUGGAAAGCCUAUCUCUGCAAGUGCGUUGAUGAAUCUUCUUGCAGCAGUCAGUAAAUCAUUUAGAGAUAGAAAACUUCCAGAAAUCGGAACAAUGCUCGAAAACACAGUUCGAGCUUAUAAUGAUGAAGCUGUUCAAAGAGCUGUACGCAGAUACAAAGAAGUGAUGACAGAGCUUGUUCACGAAGAAAUUGCCGACACCGAUGUUCUCCGUGAAUUUCACGAUAAUGCAGUUGGCGAAGCCACGAUAACAUUUUAUGAAAUAUCAACAUUGGGAGAAGAGAGUGACAGAGAUAAAGCACAUCAACAUGCAAUAAAAGAAUGUGAAGAUUAUUAUAGAAUUGUGGAGCAGGAGAAUGAAACAAGAAAGUCCAACUCCAAAGUAAUAGAAGAAAUCAACAACUUAUCAUCCGCCACGGAAACUCAGUACAUAGAAACAAUGAGAGAACAUGAUCUCACGAAACUCUCGAAAAAGGAUUUUGAAAGAAUAAACAAGACAUUGAGUGAUUCAAUAGUGCUGGAAUUUGAUAGGCAAACUAAAGACUGGAUACGAGUGAUGCCGAGUGUGAUCAAAAACAAACGGAAAGCUUUAGAACAACGUUUAUCUACUAAUUACAAAAUAUUUGAAAAGAGAAGAUUAUACGCGGAAGAAAAGAAAGAAUUGGAAAAGCGAAUUGAUAAACUUAAUAUCAACGAAAAAGCAAGUGACGUUUUGUCCAAGUUUCAAGAAACGUUUUCUCAGAACACAGUUCGAGCUAAUAAUGAUGAAGCUGUUCAAAGAGCUGUACGCAGAUACAAAGAAGUGAUGACAGAGAUUGUUCACGAAGAAAUUGCCGACACCGAUGUUCUCCGUGAAUUUCACGAUAAUGCAGUUGGCGAAGCCACGAUAACAUUUUAUGAAAUAUCAACAUUGGGAGAAGAGAGUGACAGAGAUAAAGCACAUCAACAUGCAAUAAAAGAAUGUGAAGAUUAUUAUAGAAUUGUGGAGCAGGAGAAUGAAACAAGAAAGUCCAAAGUAAUAGAAGAAAUCAAUAACUUAUCAUCCGCCAUGGUAACUCAGUACAUAGGAACAAUGGGAGAACAUGAUCUCACGAAACUCUCGAAAAAGGAUCUUGAAAGAAUAAACAAGACAUUGAGUGAUUCCAUAUUGCUGGAAUUUGAUAGGCAAACUAAAGACUGGCUACGAGUGAUGCCGAGUGUGAUCAAAAACAAACGGAAAGCUUUAGAACAACGUUUAUCUACUAAUUACAAAAUAUUUGAAAAGAGAAGAUUAUACGCGGAAGAAAAGAAAGAAUUGGAAAAGCGAAUUGAUAAACUUAGUAUCAACGAAAAAGCAAGUGACGUUUUGUCCAAGUUUCAAGAAACGUUUUCUCAGUAUGCAAACGAAUACUGCAUGGACAUUGAAAAUCUUCAAAAGACCGAGUACAAAAAAGGCUUGAGACAGUAUGAUUCACUAACCAGGAAAUAUGAUGACGUUGCUACAGUGAAAAAUACUCGUGAAAAAUUGUCUAGAAACAUGGAACAGUACUUUACAGAUCAUGUGAAGCGUUUUAAUGAAAACAACAAGAGAGACUUAGGAUUGAAAUAUGAACAACACGUUGAAAUAGCAGUGAAUGAAUAUGAUCGACUGAUGAAACAGAUUACUUCAGAUGGUAAAUGGGAAAUGAAUAAUGACUUCAUACGCAAACAUAAAGGAUACAAGGAAGAAGCUGCGAAAGGCUUCAAUAGAUUAAUUGCAAAUAUAAAUCCAAGUCUUCCUCACGAGGAUGUGCAAGAGUACAGACAAAAAUUAGAUGAUAAAAUUAAAAAGAGAUUCAACGGCAUUCACAAGCAAAGCAAUGACAAUAACAGACAUUUACAAGAAGUGAAGGAGCAAAUGGAUAAACUGGGAAUUAAUCAAGAAGCGAGUGAAGUUAUGACCAAGUUUCAAGAAGCGUUUUCCCAGUAUGAAGACGAAUACUGCAUGGACAUUGAAAGUCUUCGAAAGACCGAGUACAAAAAAUGCUUGGAACAGUUUGAUGCAGAAAUAGCAAAAUAUGAUGAUUAUGCUACAGUGAAAAAUACUCGUGAAAAAUUGUCUACAAACAUGGAACAGUACUUUACGGAAAAUGUAAAGCGUGUGAAUGAAAACAACAAGAGACAUUUAGGAUUGAAAUAUGAACAACACGUUGAAAAUGCAGUGAAUGAAUACGAUCGGCUGAUGAAACAGAUUACUUCAGAUGGUAAAUGGGGGAAAAAUAUUGAUUUCAUUCAAAAACAUGACGAAUACAGAAAAAAAGCUGCGGAGGACUUCAAUAGAUUAAUUACAAAUUUAAGUCCAAGUCUUCCAUCUGAGGAUGUGCAAGAGUACAGACAAAAAUUGGAUAAUAAAAUGGAAGAGAGAUUCAAUAGCAUUCACAAGCAAAGCAAUGACAAUAACAUACAUUUACAAGAAGUGAAGGAGCAAAUGGAUAAACUUGGAAUUAAUCAAGAAGCGAGUCAAGUUAUGACCAAGUUUCAAGAAGCGUUUUCUCAGUAUGGAGACGAAUACUGCAUGGACAUUGAAAGUCUUCGAAAGAGCGAGUACGAAAAAUGCUUGGAAGAGUAUGAUACAGAAAUAGCGAAAUAUGAUGAUUAUGCUACAGUGAAAAAUACUCGUGAAAAAUUGUCUACGAACAUGGAACAGUACUUUACAGAAAAUGUAAAGCGUGUGAAUGAAAACAACAAGAGAGAUUUAGGAUUGAAAUAUGAACAACACGUUGAAAAUGCAGUGGAUGAAUAUGAUCAAAUGAUGAGACAGAUUACUUCAGAUGGUAAAUGGGAGAAAAAUAUUGAUUUCAUUCAAAAACAUAACGAAUACAGAGAAAAAGCUGCGGAAGACUUCAAUAGAUUAAUUGCGAAUAUAAGUCCAAGUCUGCCACACGAGGAUGUGCAAGAGUACAGACAAAAAUUGGAUAAAAAAAUGGAAGAGAGAUUCAAUAGCAUUCACAAGCAGAGCAAUGACAAUAACAUACAUUUACAAGAAGUGAAAGAGCAUAUGGAUAAACUGGGAAUUAAUCAAGAAGCGAGUGAAGUUAUGACCAAGUUUCAAGAAGCGUUUUCCCAGUAUGGAGACGAAUACUGCAUGGACAUUGAAAGUCUUCGAAAGACCGAGUACGAAAAAUGCUUGGAAGAGUAUGAUACAGAAAUAGCGAAAUAUGAUGAUUAUGCUACAGUGAAAAAUACUCGUGAAAAAUUGUCUACAAACAUGGAACAGUACUUUACAGAAAAUGUAAAGCGUGUGAAUGAAAACAACAAGAGAGAUUUAGGAUUGAAAUAUGAACAACACGUUGAAAAUGCAGUGAAUGAAUAUGAUCAACUGAUGAGACAGAUUACUUCAGAUGAUAAAUGGGAGAAAAAUAAUGAUUUCAUCCAAAAACAUAACGAAUACAGAGAAAAAGCUGCAAAAGACUUCAAUGGAUUAAUUGCGAAUAUAAAUCCAAGUCUUCCAUCUGAGAAUGUGCAAGAGUACAGACAAAAAUUGGAUAAUAAAAUGGAAGAGAGAUUCAAUAGCAUUUACAAGCAGAGCAAUGACAAUAACAUACAUUUGCAAGAAAUGAGGGAGAGAAUGAUAUCUGGUCAAUUUGUUCAGGAAGCAUUAGAUAUUUAUGAAACGGAAAUGAACAAGCUUUUAAUCAAUGGUGCAAGCUGCGAUAAUCUACAAGCAGAAAACUCAAAAUUUCAAAAGAUGGCUAAAGACAAAUUCAAGGAGCUUUGUUCAAGCAUAAAUUGUGACACUGCAAAAGAUCUCGAAAAACUGGUAUCAUUGAUGGAUAAUAGAUUUGAAAUAUUCAAGACAAUAAAUAAAAACAACGAGGAUGCAGAUUUUGAAAAAAAGAAACGCAGGGAAACAAAGAAAGUAGUGAGAGAUUAUUGCGACAGCAUGGAAAUGCAUAUAUCUCAAUACUCUUCACCUCCGAGCGACACAAAUCUCAUGGAAAAGCACACAGCGCUCAAAGAGAAUGCUUUUACAAGCUUUGAAAGAGCUUCAGGCAGCGACAAUAUCACCAAGGAUAAUAAAGAGGAAUUGGGACAAGAAAUAGAGAAUAAGUUUUCAAUAUUCAAGAGUAAGAACAAGACAGAACAAGCUAGAGUACAACUCGAGAAACAAGAGCAUGAGACAAACAAAUCUCAAGUUAAAACAGCGAGAAGCGAAGCAUACAAUCUUUUUGUGAACAAAAUGCGAAACCAUACUCAAAGAUAUGAUUCUACAAUUCAAAACUUGUGUAAUCAGCAUAAAAUAACAGCAAUGGAAAUGUUUGAUCGAAAGACAAACCUAUUGAAGACAAAAAUGUCAGCAAUUGUGCAGCAAGAACGAAACAACCUGAGCAACGAGAUUGAAGAUAAUAUCAAAAUUGUGAAUGAAGAAAAUAAAGUACGUCGUAAUUUUCUGAUACUGGUAGUACUUGUAUUUGCUUUGGGACUUAGAAAUGUAUUUGAGGUAUUUAAUUUUUGUUUUGGUUAAAUGUUGGUCAUUUUUAAAGAUGUUGCAAACUGUAUGUAUGUUAUUUUUAUUUAAUAGGAAUAUUAAUAAUUUAAUAGUUGUUGGCCUUGUUUAAGCACUGUUUAUUUAACAAUUCUAUAACGCAGAGUAAUAAAACAUAU